CUCAUGGGGAGGAGGCUUCGUACCACCGUGCCUAUAUUUCCUGCACUACUAGAUCCUGCUCUUCCUAAUGGAGCCGCGGUAAUGCUGAAGGAAAGUGAGAGGAAGAAGAAGGAUGCGCAAAGCUACAAUCUGCGACAUCGUGCACAGAAUCUCGGCAGACUCACUCCCGGGCAGGAUGUGUGGAUCACAGACCAAAGAGCGGCUGGAGCUGUCAUUGGAAGCUACACUACACCGCGCUCAUACUGUACCUGGUGGAGGGUCCCCACGGGAUCAUCCGGUGAAACCGUCACCAUCUCAUUGCUAUGCAGCUCUCACCAGAGCAGUGGUGGAGCAGCUGAGCAUAUCCUGGGAGGCGUUCUAGAAUGACCUUCAACAGAACAUCCUGCAGCAGCACUGCCACAGCGGAACGUUUUGGAACCACCAUCUACUCCUACUCUCAGAACCAGGUAAACAAUUGUGGGGGAAACAGCUUUCAAAGAGAAAAAUACCUUUCAUACAAGACAGAAGACGCUCUCAACAGGCAACAGCUGUUAGUUAUCAUGGCCCAAAGGACGGUUGAUGUUAAGCCACAACCCGGUGACCUAAUUGAGAUUUUUCGUGUGGGAUACAAGCACUGGGCCAUAUACAUUGGAGAUGGCUACGUCAUCCACCUCGCCCCACCAAGUGAGGAAGCGUGUGGUGGCUCCUACAGCAUGAUGUCUGCUUUGCAUGACAAGGCCAUAGUGAAGAUGGACAGUCUGUUGGAUGUGGUGGGGACCAGUAAGUUCAAGAUCAACAACCUUCUGGAUGAUAAAUAUGAGCCCAGGAGUGUCAGCGACAUACUGAGUGAUGCUCGGAGUCUGGUGGGUCAGGAGCUGCAGUACCAUGUCACCCGAUACAACUGUGAGCAUUUUGUGACAGAGCUGAGGUACGGCAAGCCGGAGUCCCGACAGGCACGUACAGCCAUGUUGGUGGUUGCAGGAGUGGGAGCUGCUGUGAUCGGUUUGGGUCUGCUGGCUGGAACUUCUGUCUUGUUAGAGCAGAAGAACAACAAGGAAGAUGAAGCCCGUAAAGGUGGAGGGUCAGCUUAAGCACAGACCUGCACAAACAAAGUGUGCCCCCACCCAGCCUGAAUGACAUCAUGCUUCCUUACUGCUAACUGCUGAAGUAUUUACUGGGAAAUCUGUAAAUGUGGGUCACUCUCAAAACCUUCUCAGAUUUUCAUAUUCAUAUUAAUUGUAAUGUAAGAAGAGAUCUGCAUUCUGAUCAUUUGGUAUAAUGAUGUCAAUGAUUUUGAGUGGAAAUUAAAACCCUGAUAAUUGACUUUGUGUGGCCUGACUAAUCUUUUGCAUCCUCUGGGUGUCU
Messenger RNA from Paramormyrops kingsleyae, 1344 nucleotides. The record is from RefSeq and is a predicted model, not a curated record. Lineage: Eukaryota; Metazoa; Chordata; Actinopteri; Osteoglossiformes; Mormyridae.